ACCCGCCCCCGAAGACAUGCUUGUGAUUUCUGAGUAGCCCACGUCUGGACUCUUGGAUACUGUAGCGCGCACAUCGCAGAGAGAGGGAGGGGAGAAAGAGGGAGAGCUCCGCUUAUUGGUGCCUGAACCUGUACGCCAUCGAAUAUUUUGAUUUUUACAGCUCUGAUUAUUAAUAAUAUUGCAUGUAUGUUGAAAUUUGAUUGCUGUUAAUUCAACCAAAAUGAGCAAUAGCUCUCGGGAGGAUUCUCCAGACUGGCUCCGUUCUUUCCAGGCCCCAGCUCUGACAUUGUCAUCUGACUCAGCGUCAUCGCCUAAGGCCAGUCCUUAUAGGGAUGAUACGGUUCAUUCUCAAUCGUCAAAGGAAGGCAACGAUCUUGUUGGUCCAACUACUGCUGAUGCUCCAUCCAAUAAGAUUUCCAAACCAAAAGGGGGAGCUAAGAAGAAGAAAAGAAAAGGGGAUGGGGGUGAUGGACAAGAUGUUGAGGAUGGCACAUUUGCGAAUCACACAAAAGAACCUCAUGCAUCAAACCAUUCAGUUUGGGCAUUAUCAUCGGACUCUGAGUCUUGUCCUGAUAAUAGCCCUGCAAGGGAUUCCAGAAAAAAUAAAAUUGAAGAGAGCAGAAACAAUGAGGAUCUUGUUCUUAUGCACAGCAGAGAAGUGUCUCCUGUAAAAAAGGCCUCAAAAAGUAAAUCUCCGAAGAAACUUUCAAAAGCAGAGGGUCGCACUCCAAAGAAUGGGAAGAAUGGAAAUGACAACUUGCAAAGCAAAGUUACAGGAAACUAUGGGGAUGCGGAAAUCACUGAGGAAGACACAUCUGAGAAGCAUAUGAAUGCUCAUGUGUCUACAUCAAGGUUACCAUUGGUACUCUCUGAGAAAGUCCAGCGCUCUAAGGCACUUGUUGAGUGUGAAGGUGAAUCCAUAGAUCUAAGCGGCGAUAUGGGGGCUGUUGGGCGGGUAGUGGUUCCAGAUACCCCAUCUGGGAAUUCUGAAAUGUACCUAGACUUAAAAGGCACAAUAUACAGAACAACAAUAGUUCCUUCCAGAACCUUUUGCAUUGUUAGCUUUGGUCAAUCAGAGGCAAAGAUAGAGGCUAUUAUGAAUGACUUCAUUCAGCUAAAAACACAGUCUAAUGUUUACGAAGCUGAAACUAUGGUUGAAGGAACGCUUGAGGGUUUUUCUUUCGAUUCUGAAGAUGAGACUGACAAGAUAACAAAGGCUACUGCACUUCAAACUGAUCAGAAUGAGGGUUUUGAAGAACCAGCCAAUGGAAAAACUAAGAGAAAACCUGUGAAAUCAUCUGGAGUGGCUCGAAAGAAAGGUAAAACUGCAGUAGGAAAGCCGCAGCCAGUAAAGAAAGUAAGAAAGAAGACCCAAGUAUCGAAGAAAGCCAAGACUAAAAAAUAAGAGACUUGCGUGCAAUAUUUUUAUCAUAUAUAUUGCAUAAACCAUGAACAAUGACCAUAUAUAACCUAGCUGAUUAAGGUUGGUAUAGAAAUUACCAUUAGAUUAGGUUUUUUUUACUUGCUGGAAUUUAAUCAAUGUAGCUUAUGAAUCUUAUUUUGGAAGAAGGUUAUUUUACAUUUGUUUAUGUUUUUCAUACCAA
Molecule: messenger RNA, 1604 nt
Organism: Populus euphratica (Euphrates poplar)
Lineage: Eukaryota; Viridiplantae; Streptophyta; Magnoliopsida; Malpighiales; Salicaceae
Gene: BIN4
Product: double-stranded DNA binding protein
Exons: 13
Coding region: 221-1405 (394 amino acids)
Biological process (GO): DNA endoreduplication; chromosome organization
Cellular component (GO): DNA topoisomerase type II (double strand cut, ATP-hydrolyzing) complex; nucleus
Molecular function (GO): double-stranded DNA binding
Source: RefSeq, a predicted model, not a curated record